AUGAACAUGAACAUGGACCCGAACGCCAUGAGCCCGUGGUUUACGACACAGGAUGGGACGUACCCACCCGUAAACGCGCAAACACAGCUCCCUAACAAUGGUGGGGCUGGUUCGGACUUUACUGCACCGAUCCUAGGCUCCAGUGGACUUGGCGGCACUGUCGGCUCGUCGUCUGGAUUUUAUGACGACGGGGACGACGAAAAUGAAUUUGCGCAUGAAUUACCGCUUUUGGAAGAGUUGGGGAUCAAUUUUGAGCACAUUUGGGCCAAAACUGUGUCCGUGCUGCUCCCGACGAAGCAGAUCAACGAGCACAUAUUAGACGAUGCUGAUUUGGCGGGGCCACUGGUCUUUUGUUUCCUGUUUGGCACGUGUCUGCUGUUGGCUGCAAAGGUUCACUUCGGGUACAUUUACGGGUUUGGGGUCCUCUCAUGUCUGUUCAUGUACAUGCUGAUGAAUCUGCUGUCUCCGGAACGGACGAUCGACAUUUACCGAGUGUGCUCAGUGCUGGGGUACUGCUUGCUACCGAUCAUCGGUCUUGCAGCGAUCAAUAUUGUGGUCUCGGUGAAGGAUCUGGGAAUCGCAGGCUUCGUGCUGGCCAGUGUGUGCACUCUCUGGAGUACACACACGGCGUCACGUUUUUUUGAGAAGGCGUUGUACAUGACGGAGCAGAAGUAUCUCGUCAUGUACCCGACCAUGCUGGUGUAUGCUUGCUUCGUGCUCAUCGCUGUAUUCUAA
Peronospora matthiolae is the source of this 735-nucleotide messenger RNA. The record is from the annotation of a GenBank genome assembly. NCBI's taxonomy places the organism in Eukaryota, Oomycota, Peronosporomycetes, Peronosporales, Peronosporaceae.